AUGAAUUUUGACAAAAGACUGCGUGAAGGAACACCUGAAAACGGUAGUAAUUAUAGCCGACCCCAAAAGAAGACAAGCAAACCUCCAGUUGUUCAACACAAAGAGUCAGCGCUUGAAAAUGCAGAAAUUUCUCGGCAACGCUGCAAUAGUGGCCAUUCGAAAAAGAGUGAUAAUACAGACGAUCUAUUUGACCCUGGCCUGAGUAAGGAAACUCAUUUAGGCCCAGUGAGUUGUGGAAGUGGGCACAAACAUCCAGGACGCACGUAUGCUGCGGUAGAUAUUAAUGUGUCGGUUGACGCACUCUUUGCGUUCCUCUUCACGGAUUCACAGUUCUUCUCCGAUUUUUGUGAGCAUCGAGGAACAUUUGAUGUGCGACAGAAACCAUGGCCAGCCAAACCUUGGAUUGAUAAUGGAAAAGAUAUACAUCGAGAUAUCUCCUAUGUAUUGACGCUGAAGCAGAGGCUUGGACCAAGAACUUGUAGGGCUUUUGAAAGCCAGACAAUUCUGCUGAGUGAAACGCGUCCGGGUAUGCGCUACGUAGUAGACGCCACAGUGACUAAUGAAGCUGUUCCCCUCUGCAAUUCAUUCCACGUCACCACCCGUUACUGUCUCUUACGAUGCAGCACCACAGUUUCCCACCUCAUAAUCACUUCAGAGGUCAUCUAUGACCGUCCAGUUUUCUUUGGUGCCAAGUCCAUCAUCGAGAGCACUUGCCGAUCCAAUUUGACAGACAAUUUUACCGAUCUGGUUGACCACCUGACUAAGGCUUCACAGAAUCUCACAGAGAAAGAACGUAUUACUGGAGGCGCUCUAGCGCGUCCUUAUCGUCCUAAAGAAAAGAAAGGCCUCAUAAAUUUAGCCGACAAAAGUUGUCCCGGUAAUGGUAGUAUUAGUAGUAAACAAAGACUAGGGUCAAAGAUCAAUGAAAUUAAUGACCACAAAGAUUCUGUCCCCGAUUUGGUCAAUGGUAGUGCUAUUGGACACCACCAUCUUUCCACUCGUGGUCUAUCCAUUCCACAAGUCCUGCUGUGCCCGAAUGAGCAGUCUGAUGGAAGGUGGUUGUUUUUCAUGGCUAUUCUCGGCCUCUGUGUGCUCCUUUCUGUGGUCUUCAAUAGGUACCAUAAUGUGGAAAAGAUCACAGCAGAUCAUCUGGAAUAUACCGCCCGAGCCGCUGUAAGGCCAGGCUCUGCACCAACCUCCUGUUGUGAGGAGUUGGACUCUAUUCGAAUGCUCAUUGAAUCGUUUUCUGGAGUUCUUUCACAGGUAAAGCAAUUUUGGGCUGUUUAA
This is a messenger RNA of Rodentolepis nana, 1287 nucleotides long. Lineage: Eukaryota; Metazoa; Platyhelminthes; Cestoda; Cyclophyllidea; Hymenolepididae. The record is from the annotation of a GenBank genome assembly.